Closterium sp. Yama58-4 is the source of this 5121-nucleotide messenger RNA. NCBI's taxonomy places the organism in Eukaryota, Viridiplantae, Streptophyta, Zygnematophyceae, Desmidiales, Closteriaceae. The record is from the annotation of a GenBank genome assembly.
GUGGGCUCGUUCCUGCGCUACAUGGCGCAGUUCGCAGGCGGGUUCAUCAUCGCAUUCCUGGCGGGCUGGCAGCUGGCGCUGCUCAUGCUCGCCACGCUGCCUCUUCUCGCAGGAGCGGGCGCCAUGAUGGCACUGCUCAUCUCCAUCUCCUCCUCCAAGGGGCAGGUUGCUUACGGCGCUGCUGGGGUUAUCGUGGAGGAGUGCGUCUCUGCCAUUCGCACGGUGGCGGCAUUCACGGGCGAGCACAGGGCAGUGCAGCAGUACGCAGGCAAGCUCCACAGGGCGUUCCGAGAGGGCGUGAAGCAGUCAGUGGCAGCGGGGGCGGGGCUGGGCCUCACGGUGUUCAUCAUGUUCUCCUCGUACGCGCUCGCGCUGUGGUACGGCUCCAAGAUGAUCGCCGAUGCCGGCUACACAGGAGGCGACGUCUUCACCGUGCUCUUCGGUGUUAUUAUCGGCGGCGUAUCUCUGGGACAGGUGGCACCAGAAGUGACAGCCUUCGCCUCAGGGCAGGCAGCAGCGGGGAAGAUAUUUGAGGUGUUGGAGAGGCAGCCAGUGAUAGACAGCAGCAGCGACGAGGGGGAGCGCCCAGCGGUGUGCGAGGGGGCGCUGGAGCUGCGCGAGGUGACGUUUGCGUACCCGUCGCGCCCAGACGUGCCCAUCUUUGAGAGCUUCAGCCUGGCGGUGCCGGCGGGGCGGACCAUGGCGCUGGUGGGGGAGAGUGGCAGCGGCAAGUCGACGGUGGUGGCGCUGGUGGAACGCUUCUACGACCCGCAGAGCGGAGCCGUGCUGCUGGACGGCCGCAGCAUCGGCGCACUCAACCUGCGCUGGCUGCGCCAACACAUGGGCCUCGUCAGCCAGGAACCCGCACUCUUCGGCACGAGCAUCCGCCAGAACAUCGCUUAUGGCAAGGACGGCGCCACCCUCGAAGAGAUUCAAGAGGCCGCUCGCCUCGCCAACAUCCACCACUUCAUCCAGUCGCUGCCUGACGGCUACGAGACGCAGGUGGGGGAGAGGGGCACGCAGCUGUCGGGGGGGCAGAAGCAGCGCGUGGCGAUCGCGCGGGCGAUUCUGCGGAAUCCGCGCGUGCUGCUGCUGGACGAGGCGACGUCGGCUUUGGACGCGGAGAGCGAGCAGGUGGUGCAGGGCGCGCUGGACGCGCUCAUGGGCGCGCGCACCACGCUCGUCGUCGCGCACCGCCUCUCCACCGUGCGCCGCGCGCACUGCAUCGCCGUGCUGCAGAGGGGGCGCGUCGUGCAGACCGGCACGCAUGCUGCCCUACUGGCCGACUCCCAAGGCGCCUACGCCCAACUCGGGGGGAAGGGAGGGAAGACAGGGAAGGCAGGGAAGGGAGAGGUCCAUCCUGGGAACGAUGCAGGGGAAGAGGCAGGCGCGGAGGAUAAGGAGGAUGAGGAGGAGGAGAAGGAGAAGAAGCAGAAGAAGCACACGUCGAUCAUGCGCUUGGCGACCCUCAACAAGCCCGAGUGGCCGUACGCACUCAUAGGCACCAUCUUCGCAGCAUGCUACGGGUUUAUCAUCCCCUUCUUCGCUCUCAUCCUCUCCAACAUCAUCACCACGUUUUACCAACCCGACCUCGCCAAGAUGCGCAGCGACGCGGACUUCUGGGCAUCUCUCUUCGUGGUUCUCGGAGCAUCCGCAUGCAUCACCUCCUUCUUCCAGUACAUGUUCUUCGGCGUCGUGGGCAACGCGCUGAUCCGCCGCGUGCGCAUCAUGUGCUUCGCGGCAGUUCUGCGGCAGGAGAUAGGGUGGUUUGACAUGGAGGAGAACUCCAGUGGGGCCAUCGGCGCCCGCCUUGCCACCGAUGCAGCGCAAGUGCGCAACAUGGUGGGAGAUCAACUAGCCUUGAUCGUGCAGAACACCGCAACGCUCUGCACCGGCUUGGUUAUCGCGUUUCGAGCAAACUGGCAGCUGUCGCUGCUGGUGCUCGCUCUGAUACCGCUUCUGGCGGUCGCGGGGACAAUGCAGAUUCGGGCGAUUCAGGGGUUUGCGGAUGAUGCCAAGGAGCAGUUCGAGGAGGCGUCGCGGGUGGCGAACGACGCGGUGAGCUCGAUCCGCACGGUGGCGGCGUUUGGAGCGGAGCAGCGCGUGCAGGAGCUGUACAACGAGCGCUGCAGCACGCCCAUCCAGGCCGGCAUCCGCAAGGCCCACGUCAGCGGCGCGGGGCUGGCGUUUGGGCAGUUCGCCAUCUUUGCCGUGUAUGCGCUGUCGUUCUGGUUCGGAGGGAAGCUCGUGGAAUGGGGCCAUGCGACGUUCACUGAUGUCUUCCAGGUGUUCUUCGCCAUAGCCAUGUCAGCAAUGAGCGUGGCAAAGCAGUCCGCUCUAGCCCCCGACAUGGCCACAGUGCAGACAGCAGUGAGCUCCAUCUUUCGCAUUUUGGACCGCCAGUCAAAGAUCGACCCGGAGGCAGGAGUGGAGGAGCUCGAGGAAGUGCGGGGCGAGGUGCAGUUUCAGUCCGUGUGCUUCGCAUACCCGGCUCGCCCCAGCGUUGUUGUGCUACAGGAAUUCAACCUGCUCGUUGCUGCAGGCGAGACGGUGGCGCUGGUGGGGGAGAGUGGCAGCGGCAAGUCGACGGUGGUGGCGCUGGUGGAACGCUUCUACGACCCACAGAGCGGAGCCGUGCUGCUGGACGGCCGCAGCAUCGCCGCUCUCAACCUGCGCUGGCUGCGCCAACACAUGGGCCUCGUCAGCCAGGAACCCGCGCUCUUCAACAUCUCCAUCCGAGACAACAUCGCCUACGGCCGCGCCGGCAGCGGUGGCGCCACCGGCGGGGAAAUCAGCGAGGCGGAGAUUGUGGAGGCGGCCCGGGCGGCGAAUGUGCACGGGUUCAUAUCGGGGCUGCCGCAGGGGUACGACACGCUGGUGGGGGAGAGAGGCGUGCAGAUCUCCGGCGGGCAGAAGCAGCGCAUCGCCAUCGCUCGUGCCAUCAUUGGUGACCCGCGCCUGCUGCUGCUGGAUGAGGCCACGUCAGCUCUGGAUGCGGAGAGUGAGAAGGUGGUGCAGACAGCACUGGAAAAGGAGUUGACAAUGGGCCCGGUAACGCGACAGAGAAGUACCUAUGCGGCCAUUGCGGGCGCGACACUGAUCCUGGUUAUUUUUCAGGCGUGCACGUCUGUUGCAUUCGGUCAGACUCUACACGUGGGUGUACAGCCAUUGCAGGGAGCUGCUUCCGCCUUCCUCUCCACAGGAGCCGCUAAGCAACAUGCACAAGCCACCAAGCCACCCAUUCAAGACUCCGCCAAGCUACCCACACCGCCUCCCAUGCCCAAAUCCAUCUAUGCUACCACCAAAGCCGCCACCGUUAAGAAGCCUCCACCAUCCGCAACUCCAGUUACAUCGCCACUCAAAACGCCAGCAGCAGUGCCGAAGAGCAAUCCCCCGAUUCCCGUCGCGAAACUGACUGCCGCUUCGCCAGCGAAACCACCGGCAAAACCUCCGGCCAAGCCACCGACCAGACCACCGCCACCCAAGUCUCCCGUCAAGCCAGUAGCAAAGCCGCCGCCGGCUCCUCUCCGGCUGACGCCGAUUGCGGCCGUGCAGCAGCCGCCAUGGCCGUACUCCAGCAUGAAGAACAUUCCCCCUGACGUGCCGCCGCCGCCGUAUCCUCCUGCUCCUCCUGCCCUGCGCGUACCGAACGUGGGAGUGAUCACGAACAUCAUGGACGUGUGCCGCGUGUGCUCCGCGCUGCCGUACGACGGCGCGUGCUACAGCGACUACGUGUCGACGUGCGUGGCGGCCAUGAACCAGCUGCGCCGCAACGUGUGGAAGGUGCCGGACCAGGUGUGCGACUGCUACAGCGCCAUCGCCAGCCAGAUGAUCCGCGUCUGCCCCGGAAUCGACCGCCGCGUCGCCUACAUCCGCAACUGCGACUCUUACUGCUUCUACGGCGCUCGCUGCACGUUUAAUCCAACCCUGUACGCGUUGCUGACGCCCCAACACGUGGUCACCACAGGCAACUCCACUGCCGCCCCGUCCGGGCGCGGAGUGGCAGUACUAGACCUACAGCCCAACAUGACAGCCAUGGCAGGAGUUAACUUCCUCAUCCAGCUCUCCUCCGCACCCGCCGCCUCCUCCCCCUCCUCCACCACCUCCUCCUCCACCGCGCCCACUGGCCCGCUCCAAAUAACGGGUGCUGGGGUCUACAACUCAAUAAUGGGCGCGGAAGGGCCGCUGGCACUGCCGCUGCUGGCGGCGCAGGCAAACCAGACGCUGGGGUCGGACGGGACAGGGCGGGUGGACACGGCGCUAGGCCUGCUGCAGCGCGUAACUCUAGAUCCGUAUAGUUACUACGUCCAGGUGGAUACCCCUGCGGGCAGCCUGCGCGGGCAGCUGGUGUUCUCCCCGCACCUGUUCAGCCUUGCGACGUCAAGAAACGUGCCUACGAGCUGCGCGAGCGGGGACUGCAUGGCCAUUGUGGACCUCGACAUCUCGCCCACCAACAUCGUGUACUCAUUCGCGUACUCCUCCGGUGUGGCGGGCAUCAUAGGCGCGUCAGUGAUUCAGGGAGUGGCAGGCUCGUCCGGUGCUCGCCUCUUUGACUUCUUCUGGCCGGGCGCCAACGCGCCCUCCUUCACCAAUGGCAUCACGCCACCUGUCACGGCCAUCCAGUCGCUGCUGACGGCGCCGCAGGCACACUACGUCUACUUCACGACACAGCUCAUGCCAUUCGGUGCGCUGAGGGGCCAGUUCCAGGACACCAUGUACGUGACAGCAGUGAUGUACGGCGCCAGUGUGGUCAACUUCCCCGGCACCACCACACAGGGGCAGGGGUCGGGUGCGGCGGGCAUGGGUUUCUUUGACGCUGUGCUGGGCGGGGGCGGCAUCUGCUACACCUUCCGCUUCUCCUCCUCUGUCAAGACCGACUGCAACUAUGCCUACCUGCACCAGGGCGAGUUGAACAAGCGAGGUCCCAUCUACCUGUACCAGACGCUGCGCAUCAUCCCAGGGCAGCAGCUGUGCGUGCCGGCGGACCCAGACAUCACAGCCGCCAUGGCGCUGCGCCCCCAGCGCUUCUACGUGCAGGCCUACUCCCUGCAGUUCCCCUACGGGGCGUUCCGCGGGCAACUGCACCCGGAUAAGCAGAGCAGUGGGCUGGCUGUCACCUGA